AUUUGUCCUUGAUUUUCUUUUUCAAUAUUUUUAAAAUAUCUGCGUUGCAUUUUUCCCUAUAUAACAGGCUGAUACUCAGACAAAAAAAAACAUCUAAAAAUGGCUACAAAACCAGGGUUGCUUACUGAUUGGCCAUGGAAGCCUCUCGGAAGCUUCAAGUAUAUCAUCUUAGCUCCAUGGGCAAUGCACAGCUUCUACUCUCUUGCAACAAAAGGGAAAAAUGAGUUGGAUUUCACCAAUCUCCUCAUUCUGCCAUUUCUACUAUCAAGAGCUCUCCACAACCAGAUUUGGAUAUCCAUCUCUCGACACAGAACUGCUCAAGGCAAAAACAGGAUCGUCGACAGAGGCAUUGAAUUCGAACAAGUUGACAGAGAAUCCAACUGGGACGAUCAGAUUCUGCUAACCGGAAUCCUCUCCUACGUUAUCAGCUCCACGGUGUCCGCCACCUCUACCCUGCCGGCGUGGAGGACUGACGGGGCCGUUAUAACGGCGCUGCUCCACGCCGGCCCCGUCGAGUACCUCUACUACUGGCUGCACAGAGCUCUGCACCACCAUUACCUCUACUCCAGAUACCACUCUCACCACCAUUCCUCCAUCGUCACCGAGCCCAUUUCGUCUGUGAUUCAUCCAUUUGCAGAGCACAUAGCCUAUUUCCUGCUGUUUGCGAUUCCACUUCUCGGAACGCUGUUUAACGGCACGGCGUCGUUGGCAUCUCUGUUUGGAUACAUAACCUACAUUGAUCUCAUGAACAAUAUGGGGCACUGCAACUUCGAGUUCAUCCCUAAAUGGCCCUUUUCCAUCUUCCCUCCUCUCAAAUACUUCAUGUAUACGCCCUCGUUCCACUCGCUGCACCACACUCAGUUCCGGAGCAACUACUCGCUGUUCAUGCCGCUGUACGACUACAUCCACGGCACCACCGACAAGUCCACGGACGCGUUGUACGAGAGCUCGCUGGAGAGGCGGCCGGAGUCCCCCGACGUGGUGCACCUGACUCACCUCACCACGCCAGAGUCCGUCUUCCACCUCCCGGUGGGAUUCGCCUCCUUCGCUUCGAGGCCUCAGGAGUCCAAAUGGAGCACGUGUUUCAUGUGGCCUCUGUCGUGGCUGUCUGUUAUGCUCAGCGUCAUCUAUGACGGCACCUUUCUUGUAGAGAGAAAUCUGUUGGGGAAACUCAAGCUACAGACGUGGACAGUCCCACGUUACAGCAUUCAGUAUGCCCUAAAAUGGCAAGGGCAAGGUAUCAAUACCUUAAUCGAGGAAGCCAUAAUCGAAGCUGAUGUGCGAGGUUCCAAGGUUAUAAGCCUAGGAUUGCUCAAUCAGAGUGAGGAACUGAACAGAAGUGGAGGAAUAUUUAUUGAAAGAUACCCGAAAUUGAAAACAAAAGUUGUUGAUGGAAGCAGUUUAGCAGUAGCUAUUGUCCUAAACAGCAUUCCUAAAGGAACAACAGAAAUCCUCUUCAGAGGCGCUCUCUCCAAACUUGCUUUUGCUAUUGUAUCUGCUUUGUCCCACCACGGCAUUCAGGUUGCAACAUUUUAUGAAACUGAGAUGCUUAAACUAUCUGCAACUACUGAGGAGGGUGAAGUCGUUGUGUCCAAAAGUUACACUCAGAAUGUAUGGAUAGUUGGAGAUGGAUUAUCGAAAGAUGAACAGCUCAAGGCACCAAAGGGGACUCUCUUCAUUCCGUUCUCUCAUUUCCCGCCAAAGAAGGCGCGCGACGACGCCUUGUAUUGCCACACGCCUUCCAUGAUCGCCCCUCCUUCCCUUCGAAACCUGCAUUCCUGCGAGAAUUGGCUGCCGAGAAGAGCGAUGAGCGCUGCGCGCGUUGCCGGAAUACUGCACGCCCUCGAAGGAUGGGAUGUGCACGAGUGCGGCGCCUCCGUUUUCGACGUCGACAAGAUUUGGGAGGCUGCCAUCAGACAUGGCUUUCGCCCUACAACCAUUUCCAAAUAGUUCCACCACUUACAUAUCAAGCUAUAUAUUGUUCUUGUGCAAUUUCUGUUUCUCACUACAUAUAUCGUGUUUGGACUUGACUCUCAAUUUUAAGUUUCACUCACUACUUAGCGCAAUUAUAGAAGAUGCCAUUGGUAAUUUGGUAACAUAAUGUAUAAAUCCAUUAAUGUUUGUAUCGGGAGUGUAAACUUCAUCAACAAAUUAAUGUGUUCCUUUCAUUUCUUUUUGGAAUCCU
Salvia miltiorrhiza (redroot sage) is the source of this 2185-nucleotide messenger RNA. Its product is annotated as very-long-chain aldehyde decarbonylase CER1-like. The coding region runs from base 100 to 1950 and encodes 616 amino acids. The transcript is spliced from 10 exons. Gene Ontology annotation, molecular function: oxidoreductase activity; iron ion binding. The record is from RefSeq and is a predicted model, not a curated record. NCBI's taxonomy places the organism in Eukaryota, Viridiplantae, Streptophyta, Magnoliopsida, Lamiales, Lamiaceae. Gene Ontology annotation, biological process: lipid biosynthetic process.